This is a messenger RNA of Charadrius vociferus (killdeer), 336 nucleotides long. RefSeq names its product acrosin-like. The annotation marks the transcript as partial. The record is from RefSeq and is a predicted model, not a curated record. Gene Ontology annotation, biological process: proteolysis. Gene Ontology annotation, molecular function: serine-type endopeptidase activity. Lineage: Eukaryota; Metazoa; Chordata; Aves; Charadriiformes; Charadriidae. The transcript has a single exon.
CUCGUCUGCAAAGACAACAAUGUGGACUACCUUUGGCUUGUUGGGGUGACCACCUCGGGGAGAGGCUGUGCCAGAGCCAAACUUCCCUUAGUCUACACCUCCACCCAGCACUUCUACGACUGGAUCCUGCUCCAGAUGGGACUGCGCCCAGCACCUUUGGCUACUACAACACUAGAACCAGUCUUCACAUCAACCCCCUAUCAGAGGCCAAGGCCAUGGCCAAUACCUGCCCAAUCGGGCAGGUUUACACCGUGUCCAUUUCCAUGGCAGAAGCUGGUGCAAUUCUGUAGUCUGCUGCGGGAGUUCCUGCAGGUCCUAAGGGGCAAGAAGGCUUGA